Messenger RNA from Mesorhabditis spiculigera, 471 nucleotides. NCBI's taxonomy places the organism in Eukaryota, Metazoa, Nematoda, Chromadorea, Rhabditida, Rhabditidae. The record is from the annotation of a GenBank genome assembly.
AUGAUGCACUUCAUGAUGCUCAUCUCCUGCCAAGGCAAAAUACGACUCCAGAAAUGGUACAACUCGUACCCUGAAAAGCAAAAGAAGAAGAUCAUCCGCGACGUCACCACGCUGCUCUUCGCCCGCCAGUCAAACAUGUGCGCCUUCAUCGAGUACAAGGAGCUCAAGCUCGUCUACAAACGCUACGCGUCGCUGUACUUUUGCUGUGCCAUCGAAGAGGGCGACAACGAGCUGAUCACCCUGGAGCAGAUUCAGCUCUACGUCGAGACGCUGGACCGGUACUUUGGAGCGGUCUGCGAGCUGGACGUCAUCUUCAACUUUGAGAAGGCCUACUUCCUCCUCGACGAGUUUAUGAUGUGCGGCGAGGUUCAGGAGACCAGCAAGCUGCACAUCCUCCAGCUCGUCCGGGCCCAGGAUCUUCUCCAGGAGGACGAAGUCUCGAUGGGCGUCUUCGAAGACCACGGGCUCGGA